CUGUAUCGUUCCCCUCCCCGACGCGGCCGCCGCCUCCUUUUGCUGUCUUCCUCCGCCUCUCUUCGGUCGAUCUCCUUCCCACGCUCGCUUGGCUCCGACGCCGCUGGCAGUUGCCUCGGAUUGGUCGCUAGGUCAAUUGAAUUGGAGGUCGAGAGAGGCCACUACGUGGUCGAAGCAUUUAGGGAUUUAGAAGCGAUGGUGGUGGGGCAGCAGGCGAGGAAGGCGAUGCUGGGCGAGUGUCCGAAGAAGGUGGCACGGCUGAUCGACCUGGUCAACCUGCCGUCCAACCUCAGGGAGUUCGCCGGUGGCCAAUCCCAGAUGGCUCAUCUCAGCUUCUUCAUCCGCGUCUGGUCACAUAUCAAGACCCACAACCUACAGGAUCCAAACAAUAAGAACUUAGUCAAUUGCGAUGACAAGUUGAAGAGCAUAUUGUUGGGCAAAACUCAAGUAGAGCUGUCCAAACUUCCAAUGCUAAUCAAUCUUCAUUUCCCGAAACCAUCAAAGUGAUUGUGAGUUUCCAGAUCAUGUAGUUCAAAUCUCUGCUUUGAGAAAUAUAUCAUGUUUUAGCCUGCCAAGCAUCUCAGCUGGGUAAUGAACCAUCUGAAACAUUUUGUUAGCAUAAACACGCAAUCCAUUCUAUUAAGAUUACUUA
Musa acuminata AAA Group (dessert banana) is the source of this 652-nucleotide messenger RNA. Its product is annotated as upstream activation factor subunit UAF30-like. The transcript has 2 exons. Gene Ontology annotation, cellular component: nucleus. The record is from RefSeq and is a predicted model, not a curated record. Lineage: Eukaryota; Viridiplantae; Streptophyta; Magnoliopsida; Zingiberales; Musaceae. Bases 196 to 507 code for a protein of 103 amino acids.